UUUCCCCUGCAGUUCUCAUCACCCAGCACUGAGGUUAGAGCCUGUGGUAAAGCGAUGCAAUUCACAACCACCAGCGAUGUACUCCACAGAUCUGAAAGCCGGCUUUCAGUCCUUUAAAGGCUGUGUCUGAACAGUGGCAACAGAAAUUUAGAAAAGCUCAAGUUUUCUCUCAUGAUAGAGAAGCAGAGGACGUUUCUUCCGAGGCUAACCAGCAUUACUGCAGAAUAAAUAUGCUAAGCAUUGCGGGAAGCCAGAUGAAGCCUUAAAUGAAAACAUGCACGUUAAUGUUUAACCCCUUUUCACUUAUGUUGAGACUUCCACAUGAGCAACAGAAUGAAGAAUGCUGUCUGAAUUUUGCUGAAGGACAAUGGGACUAUUUAUUUUUAUUAUGUUGUCUUCUCCUGGCUAAUUCUGGGCAAGAAGCUAAGGUUUCCGAGGCCUUAAGGAAAUCUCGUCAAUGGCUGAGAUUACACGCUGUCCCAUACAGAGCUUGCCCACUGUUCCUGUGGGGGGGGGCUGGACCUCGACCAACCUACUGCACUGCUCACCUGCUGGAGCACACGUUGCUUCAAAGUAGGAUCAACUUCUCGCUUAUGAGCUAGACCCUCACACGAUCUGAAGACAGUCUCCGGAUAAUAAAAGAUGAACCCACUUGAUGCAACAAAAUCAGGAUUUUUAGUGUGCAUUGCAGUCUGUACGUUCAUCUACACCUUCAUCUACCUAAAGGAUACACUUCUCGAAGAUCCAAACGAACAGAAAUUUAGUGAAAAUACAGCAGAGUGUGGUUUUUACCCGGAUGAACUUUGUUCAGCUCUUUUUAUGGGGAAAACUGCUGCUUUUAAAAUUGGAAACGUUUGCCAGAAUACCUACCGACCUGAAACGUUCAGCUGCAUUCAGACUCCAUGCAACUGCUCCACGGUCUUGAAGACUCUACACUUUAUAACAAGACCACUGUCAGCUGAAGAAAGAAGCUUCUCACUGGCAUACAUUAUCACAAUUCACAAGGAGUUGGAAAUGUUUGUAAAGCUACUAAGAGCUAUUUAUAUGCCUCAGAAUAUUUACUGCAUACAUGUCGAUGAAAAAUCAUCAGAGGAUUAUAAAGCUGCUGUACAAAAUAUUGUUAAUUGCUUUGAAAAUAUUUUUAUUUCCUCAAAAAGAGAAAAUGUUGUUUAUGCCGGAUUUUCAAGAUUACAAGCUGAUAUUAAUUGCAUGAGAGAUCUAGUUCAAUCCAAAAUUCAGUGGAAUUACGUUAUUAAUCUGUGUGGCCAAGAUUAUCCCAUUAAAACAAACAAAGACAUUAUCAAAUACAUCAAAAGUAAAUGGAACGGUAAAAAUAUGACUCCUGGGGUAGUCCAACCACUUCAUAUGAAACACAGAACGCAGUUUAGUUACAGAGAAUACGUGCGUUCUGGAAUGUCAUACGUGUAUCCAACCAAGAACAUAAAAUCUAAACCUCCGUAUAAUUUGACUAUAUAUUUUGGUAGUGCCUAUUACAUUCUCACUAAAGAAUUUGUGGAGUUUACACUGACUGAUGCACGUGCAAAAGACUUGCUUGAAUGGUCAAGAGACACAUACAGUCCGGACGAACACUACUGGGUCACACUGAAUCGUUUAAAUGAUGCUCCAGGUGCUACACCAAACGCAGACUGGGAAGGAAACAUACGAGCCAUUAAAUGGAAAGAUCAAGAAGGCACCGCACACAAGGGCUGCAAAGGUCAUUACAUCAGAGACAUUUGCGUCUAUGGACUGGGGGAUUUACAGUGGAUUAUUGAAUCACCUCACUUGUUUGCGAACAAAUUUGAGCCUGCAACAUAUCCCCUUGUUAUGGACUGCCUAGAGAGACGCCACAGACUUAAAGUACUGCACCAGGCAGAAGUCCCAAUUGAAGAUCACUGGCGUUUUCAGGAAGAUAGCUACUUCAACAUGAAGCUGAACGUUUGAGUUAACCAACAGCUAAAAAAAUACUCAAAAUAUUGACAGAACCCAUCAAGAUUUUUAGCCACAGACUUCACUCGCUUGGUGUCUUGUGCUUACCCUCAUGCUUUAAUGCUGUACUACUGUUUCACCAGUGAAAUAAGCAGUUUUAUAUAUUACAGUAAAAGAAAGAGCAACAACUGCUAAGGGAUCAGUUUAAAGAAAAUGACAUAUCUAAAUCUGCAACUUACAGAACACAAGGGUGACAUUCAUAAUCCUUCAAGUGACUUAUUCAACUGGAAAAUACAUGUUCCCCAUGUGUCUUUAGCUGAAAAAAAUUGUAUGAAAGUAAUAAAAUGGAAGUAUGCCUGAACAAAGGUGAAAUAUGAAGAACACAA
This is a messenger RNA of Anas platyrhynchos (mallard), 2312 nucleotides long. Its product is annotated as beta-1,3-galactosyl-O-glycosyl-glycoprotein beta-1,6-N-acetylglucosaminyltransferase 7. Gene Ontology annotation, cellular component: membrane. Gene Ontology annotation, molecular function: acetylglucosaminyltransferase activity. The record is from RefSeq and is a predicted model, not a curated record. Lineage: Eukaryota; Metazoa; Chordata; Aves; Anseriformes; Anatidae.